Molecule: messenger RNA, 2340 nt
Organism: Paralichthys olivaceus (Japanese flounder)
Lineage: Eukaryota; Metazoa; Chordata; Actinopteri; Pleuronectiformes; Paralichthyidae
Gene: trim105
Product: tripartite motif containing 105
Biological process (GO): protein ubiquitination
Cellular component (GO): cytoplasm
Molecular function (GO): metal ion binding; ubiquitin protein ligase activity; protein binding
Source: RefSeq, a predicted model, not a curated record
GGACGCGUUGACCAAUCAGAGGAGCGGGCUGUGGUGGACGCAUGCGCAGUGCGCGUGUACGUGUUGUUCCCAACAGCAGCCCGGAGGAGCAGAGUCCGGCUCUGAGAGACGUCUCUCCGAAAUACUGACGAAGCGCUUUUGCUUUCAUUUCCUCAGUUUGGACUCACUGCAGAGGGAAGGAGCCCUCAUCAUGGCCACUGCUGCUUCUGCUGCGCCUCCUGCUGUUCCUCCUUCCACCAAAGGCAGCCUGAGAGAGGAUCUGACCUGUGCAAUAUGCUGCGACUUGUUCCGUGACCCCGUCAUGCUGGACUGCAUGCACCACUUCUGCAGACCCUGCAUCUCCAGGUACUGGAGGGGAACCCAGGGGCCUGUGACCUGCCCGCAGUGCCGCAAGGUGUUCACCUGCAGGCAGUUUCAGACCAACUACCUGGUCACUGCCAUGGUGGAGAAGGUCAGGGCCACCACCUCGCACUCCUACAUACAGAACCUGGAGAAACAGCUGAAAGAGACGUUGGAGAGCCACCGCUUGCGGAGGGAGGACUACAUUAACAGCAUUCACAGAGAAAGAGACAAGAUGGAAACAAUAAAGAGAUUUGGAGCAGAUCUGCAGGUCCGUGUCAAAGCGGAAUUCAGAGCUCUCCAUCAGAUACUGGACGAUGAGGAGUCGUGUAUGCUGGAGCAGUUGAGGAGGGAGCAGGAGGAUGAGCUGGAAAAGGUCCAGCGCCACCUGGAGGCUGUCAAACUGACCGUGAGGGAGCUGGAGGAGAACAUGAGAGUGCUGCAGCAGGCUAGUGCUUCCACUGAAAACAUCGUACUGACCGAGCUCCCAAAGCUAAGACCAUGUGCACAGGUGGAUGCUGCCCCAGAGUUCGAUACAAACACUUUCAGCAACAAAUACAUGGCCCCCUUACAGUACAUCACAUGGAGAAAGAUAUUCAAGUCAUUGAAGCCAGGUCCGUCCCCACUGAUGUUUGAUGUGGACACGGCGCACCCGAGCGUCAGAGUCUCCAGGGAUAAAACCGUGGCGGUCGAAUGUGACGGCAUGACAUGGCACUCUGACAACAGCAAGCGCUUCCUCCAGUGUGUUAAUAUUCUUGCUGCCCAGGGCUUCCACUCAGGGCGCCACUACUGGGAGGUAGAAGUGGGCUCCAAAUCCAAAUGGGACCUGGGCGUGGCCUCGGAGGCUGUGGACAGACACUCGCGGAUCAAGCUGUGUCCAGAAAGCGGCUACUGGACUCUGCGGUUGCGUAACAGGAACCAGUACUCCGCCGGCACCCAGCCCUGGACCAGGCUGCAGCUCGGGUCGUCCCCUCAGAGGCUCGGUGUUUUCUUGGACUGCGAGGAGAGGAGGGUGUCCUUCUACAAUGCAGACGAUAUGAGUCUGCUCUACUCGUUCACCAAUGGGCCGAGGGGCAAAGUGUUCCCCUUCUUCAGCCCGUGCAUCAGUGGCAGCAGUCAGGAACCUCAGCCUAUCAAACUCCUCCACUACCCGCCUCUUGCGCUGUCCGGCUAACAUGGCCGCAAUCAUUUCACCACAAGCUUUUUAAUUUGUAAGAGCUGUCAAUUCACUAAAGCCUGUUCUCCCUCAGUGAUUUGAGGACAUUAUUGCCAUAGUUUGCAUUACGGUGCCAAGAAGAUUGUACUUGCUGUUAUGACUGGUUAUUACCAGAUUCUUCUAUUUCCUAUCCAAAAAAAAACUUAAAGACCUUGAAAUGUUAUGAAAAUCUCCACUUAAACAAAAUUCCAUUCUACUGUAGUCAUUCUAAAGAGGUUCAUCCAGAAGGUCGGAGCGGUCAGCAGAAACACAUUAAAGCACCCCAUCAUUUGGGUUGAAUGUAGUGAAGCUGAGAUGCAUCUAAUUAUAUUUCAGUACUGUUCAACCAAUGAUCAGCUAUAGAUGUAUAUUUGAUGAUUAUUUCUGUCUGUCGGCUCACUUCUAAUGUUUCUUUUAAAGCUUUGAGUUAAAUCAUAAGAGAAUCAUAUUGAAUUUUACUUUGAGAUUCUGUUUGAUUAAAAUAGUUUAACCUGAUUUAUACAUUAGUAUGAAAUGAAAAUUCAGUGUGUUUUUAUUUGAGAUGUUUCUUGAUGUAACUUUAUAGCACUUUAUGAGUUCUUAUGCUGAUUGAGCUUCUGUUGAUCCGUCAUUGCACAUUCAUUUAUAUACAUUACAUGUGCCUAGAAUGCGUGGUAUCAUGAACUUGAUUGUUUAUUAGUUAUAGUGGCUGAGAGAGCGACAGGAUUCAGUCCAUACAGUACAUUUUGCAUUGUUGUCAUGUCAGUUAGAUGCUCGAUGAUGUACAAGAUCAAAGACCCAUAACAGUUAUUGUAAAAAAAAAAAAA